AUGUGGCUUGAAGCGGAUGAACCGGCCAAAACUUUUGGUAUUCUGAUGUCCCCAUGCUCCAACAGGAAACCUCAACUUGUGGUUAUGCAAGGGAAAGCAAAGGCAUGGGCGGAUCAGAUCCAACCUAGUUUCUUUCACUGCUAUGAUGUCCUUCCUCUCCUUUGCACCACAAUCCAGGAGACUUUGGAGUACCCAAUGGCGCUCACCUUCUUCUCUCCACAGGAGUGGGACCAGAUACUGUCCCCAGUGCUCCGGGCAGCACUGCCCAAGGCUGAUAUCUGCGGCAACUUUCCUCAUGCUAUGGUCUACACCCUCAUUUCACUCCAAGGAGUGGGUGUCCCCUAUCCCUACGGCCUCCAAGUCAUCAAGCAGACCUGGAGUGAUCUUGAUUCUCUCUCCAUACAUCUGGAGUUUGAUUCUCCCUCCCUCCAACCAAUGCGCCAAGGGGACCAACUGUUAGUGGACUUGUUCAUUGACUCUUUGGUUGACCAACUUACAUUGAAAUGA
This is a messenger RNA of Cylindrotheca closterium, 507 nucleotides long. The record is from the annotation of a GenBank genome assembly. NCBI's taxonomy places the organism in Eukaryota, Bacillariophyta, Bacillariophyceae, Bacillariales, Bacillariaceae.